Molecule: messenger RNA, 3183 nt
Organism: Paramecium tetraurelia
Lineage: Eukaryota; Ciliophora; Oligohymenophorea; Peniculida; Parameciidae
Exons: 7
Source: RefSeq, a predicted model, not a curated record
AUGAGUUAACAUCUACUGACAGAAUAAGAAAUAAAGAAGAUUUUCCCAUAUACUUAAAGCAUUCAUAAUAGAUAUUUGGAACAAAAUAGAAUGGAGAGCAUCAGAGAUGAAUUAAAUAAUUAGUAGUAAUAAUCGAUCUCCUCUCAUAUUAAGGAUCUCAUAGUCAAAGAUAAGCUGAAGCCUAAAUUAUUACAACCAAUAACUAUGUUGGAUGAAAGCUGCAAUAGAGGAGUUAGAAGAAUGAAGAAACUAUUAUAUCAUGAUUCAUAAAAUAUUAACCUCCACAAUAUCAAUUAAAGAAGGGAAAUGGUUUAAUUGGCAUAAUGGUUAGAUAUGAUGGUAGAAUAGGUUCAUUCCUAAAAGAUAACCGAUUAUUAAGAAUACUACAACAAAUUGGAAAUAGUCUUUCAAGGUUCUGUUUUGGAAUUAGAGAGAUAAAUUACAACUGUAGGAUUUGAGUUUGGACAAUUUUUAAAGAAGUUGUGGGAAGCUUUUACAUAAGAAGUUCAAAAAAUAAUUUUAGGAUUGCAACAAAGAAAUUAAUAAAUAGAAUAGAAAUGCUUAGAAGAUAUCAACCAAUUGCAUAGGAAUUAUUAAGAUGCUAUUGAAAAAUAAGCAGAAUCUAUGAGGUUGAUGAAGGAAGAAGCAUUAUCUGUUUAGAAUAAUAUUGUAAAAAUGAAGAAGGAGAAUGUAUAUUUGAGGAAGAAAGAUAAAAGAAGAGAAGAGCAAUUGAAUGAUCUCAUGAGUGACUUUUGGGAAUAGAAUUUGCAUUUAAUCGAAUAUUAAGGAAUAGACAAAUUUCAUAAGUAGGCCCAGACAGCGGAGGAGAUGGAUCUAGUUUUAUAAUAGAAGGAUAUGUUUGAGUUCUUUAAACAGAAAUUCGAAGUGCAUAAAAAAGAAAUUGAAAAUUAAUAUAAAAUUCUUACAUUACAGGAUGAAUAUUAUGAUGGAUCAACUCAUUUAAUUAUAACUGAAUCCUCAGUUGAUACAAGUGAUCUUAUUAAGACAAGAGAGUAAAGUGAAGAUACAUCUGAAUAUUAUAUAUAUGUGAGUACUUCAACUUAGACUCCAAAACAAGCAAAGAAAGUGGAUGAAGAAAUAUAAGUGUAACCUUCUUAAGGAAAUCAAGAAUCUUAAGUCAAUUCAAUAUAAUUGAGAAAAGAGAGAGUGCCUCGAAAUUAAACAGAGUCAAAAUUGUUUAGGAGAGCUAAAUUUCCUUUAUCUGAGAUUAUUUCAGAAUAUAGUUCCCUAUAUUUCCCUGAGUAAGAACUGAGUAGUAAUGAUCCUUAAUUUAUUGUCAUUAUGGCUGAUUAAAUAGCUUAAUUAAAGGAUAGAAUUGAAGAUUUAUUAACUGUCUUGAAUUUGAGAGGAGACAAUUCUAGUGAAGAUAUUUUAGCAAUUAAAUAAUAUCUGCAAUUGAAUUAUGGCAAUUUCAAUUUUUAUUUUAAUUAAUGUUGGAAUGUGUUAUAAACACAAAUCUCGGUUGUGAUGGAUGCUAAAAUAGACAAAGAAGAAAUGGAACUUGAAAUGAAAGAAAUUGAGAAUAAAUUUAAUGAGAACAUUGUUUUAUUCAAGAAAUAUCAUAAUAGAACUAAAGAAAAAGAAACCAUUUCUAAAUUUUAUGAAGACUCCUUAAUAAAGGUUAUCAGAUAUGCUCCAUAAUUUUUAAUUAAUCAAAUAAAAGAGUAAGCUAGCACAUAUGGAGUUUUGGAGAAUGUUGAAUUUAAGGAGUUUAAACGAAGGCAAGGUACAAAUGUCGAUCCAAAAUAAUAAUAACAAUUAUCUGCAAAAGAUUUGGACUCACCAACCCGAUCUCCUAAUAAGACUUUGACAACAAUCAAUAUUUCUAAGCCAAUAAUGAAAAUUUAAAAAAUAGGCAGCCAAAUUGAAAUCUCUAGCAAAGAUGAUGAUGACGUUUACAAAAGUGAUUCAUCCAAAGAAGGGUCAGGAGAUGAGAGUGAUGUUUCCUUUAGUUAAAUAAAAUUGGAUUUCAAACAAAGCAAACCAAAAUUAACAAUUGAAAAGAAACUAAGAAUAUCUACUUGUCCUAUAAAAUCAGCAUCGUAUGCUACUAAUUUAUUAAAACAAAUGAUAUCAAAAUUCAAUAUCAAUCAGAGAACUGGAUUAUAUCAAUUAAGUACUAUCCUCUAAAGUUAUCAAGAAUUAAUCAUGAAAAUUCCUAAUACUAUUUAAAAUACUCCUCUUCAUGUGCAUAUGUAUGAAAAUAUUGUUUCACAUUAUGGCUAAUCAUAAUUUAGUGAUGCAAAUAGAUACAAGAGAACCAUUAAGAGUUUCUUAUUUUUUGAAUAAAAAAGCAGCACUUGUCAAUUAGUUGUUAAAUUUUUGAAAGCUGAAUAUGAUAUUUAGGAUCUUAACCUAUAUCUACAAAUAGUUUAAUCAAUGUAAGAAUAUCCAAGUGUUUCAUAUUCAAAAUUCAUAGACACACUACUUAAAUGGUUUUCUGAUAAUAAGUAUUCUCAAAGUGAAAUUGAAAAUAUCAUAUAUGACAUCUCCACAUCAUAAGUAGCAUAUAUGUAGAGUUAAUAAGGACCAUGUGAUUAUGAUAUUUUGAUGUACUAGUUUUUAGAGAUCUUUCAAAAAUACAAGAAUCGUACAUCUAUUAAAUAUAAGCAUCUCUACAUCUCUGUUGAUCUUUUGAAUAAAGGAAGUAUUGAUUUUUAUUAAUGGAACUUUCUUUAUGAAGUAUUAUGUUGCAUCAACUACUCAUUUUCAAUUAGACUAUUCUACUAAGAAGCUGAUUAUUGUGGAGAUAGUGGAAAGAUGAUGUCAAAAUAAAGAUUUACAUUAGUUUGUGAUGAAUUAAAGAUAUUUUAGGAAGAUGAUCAAAUUAAAUUAUUAGAUAGGGAGACAUAUUUUACAAUAAGGGAAAAGAUCAAUACUUAAUGGAUGAAAGAAAAGAUAGUAAUGAAAAUGUCAUUCAUUAAAGCAAACAAAUAUAAUAAAUUUAUUAAGAGUAUUUUUGGAGCAAUUGAUUCUUUUGUUCAAAAUCCAAAUACUUGUUAAUUUGAACCUGAAUCAAUUUGUUACAUGUACAAACUAUUAUAAAAAACCUGGAAGCCCUACUUUUUGGAAUCGCAAUUAAAUAUAGGCAUACCUGUAGAAAUUUCACUUAUCAAUACUACUUACAGGAAGUUGGAACUCAAAGUUCUCAAUAAAGAUUGA